UUGUGGUGCUUGUGGUCAAAUUAGUGGUACUUCAAUUUAUUUAAUGUCUCGCUGUAGUUACAGUUCCAUUACCAUUUGGGUUAUUUGUCAAUAUGACAGCGAGUGGGGUGAGGGGGCAGGUGCAUCGUCUGUGUGGCUAUUCUUCAGACAGCAGGUGUCUUAUGCACAAACAGAGAACGAGGAGAGGAGGGGGGUUGGGGGUUGGGAAGAAGGAGAGGGGAUGAGCAACAGGUGGAAUGAGGGACGGAGGAGGAAGGGUUAGGUGGGAUGGGUGGAGUGAGGGGUGUAUUUAAGACGUUGUCCUCUUCAUCAUCCACAUCGGUCACUCUUGCCUUUCCUCUCUGCACCUGACUAGAAGGCCAGCACUCAUCCUCCACUCAGAAUGUCUAUGCCCAACUCAGAGAACGCCUCCACCCUGGAGAAUGCCAUGCAGCUCAUGAUCCAGACCUUCCACAAGUACUCUGGAAACGAGGGCGAUAAAUACACACUAAGCAGGGCUGAGCUCAAAGAGAUGCUUACCGCAGAGCUUGGCAACUACCUUGGGAACGCCCAGGAUAGAGAGGCCGUUGAUAAGGUCAUGGGAGACCUGGAUUCCAACAACGACGGCGAGGUAGAUUUCACAGAGUUCAUCAUACUGGUUGGAGCUCUGACUGUGGCCUGUAACGACUUCUUCCUGGAGUACAAUGACAAGCCAGAGAAGAAGUGAACACAGCCUUUCCAACAAAGGCAUCCACUCUGCGAACACACGCUUCAGGGAGGAAGCAGCUGAAACAGGAGAGAUGCUACACAGAUAAAGAGGAGCCCCUGUCAUGG
Molecule: messenger RNA, 813 nt
Organism: Labrus bergylta (ballan wrasse)
Lineage: Eukaryota; Metazoa; Chordata; Actinopteri; Labriformes; Labridae
Gene: s100t
Product: S100 calcium binding protein T
Cellular component (GO): cytoplasm
Molecular function (GO): calcium-dependent protein binding; calcium ion binding; transition metal ion binding
Source: RefSeq, a predicted model, not a curated record